Entrophospora candida is the source of this 127-nucleotide messenger RNA. NCBI's taxonomy places the organism in Eukaryota, Fungi, Glomeromycota, Glomeromycetes, Entrophosporales, Entrophosporaceae. The record is from the annotation of a GenBank genome assembly.
AGAUGAUGGAAUUAAUCCAGCUGCAAGUAUUACAGGUGAAGUAUGGUUGAAAUUAGAUUGGAAUAGAGGUUGUAAUAGUUGUUUAGUUUGUGUGAUUUUGGAGGAUCUAUACCAAUUUGUGAAUUGA